AUGUCCCCGGCUUGGACUCCCAACCCUGCCCGUGCGGCCACUCCAAACCCAGGAUGGAAUUACAUGGAGAGACGGCAGACGGUAAGCAGAUGCGGCGCCGACUUUGGAGGCGCCAUCUGCGACCCAGGAUAUUGCUGCUCCAGUGCUGGAUGGUGCGGCCUGGGCUACUUGUACUGCUCUGCGCCAUCAUGUCAGAUAAACUACGGCCCGGGAUGCGACGCAAACACUCGCCCCUGCGGAAGUGACACGACGAAUGUGUCACGACCGCAGCUGGGGUCGGUCCCGUACGGAGUUGCCAUCUACCACUGCGAGGUGUAUGGAGACAUUGCUCUCACUUACGACGACGGGCCGUGGGACUAUACCUCGGAUCUGUUGGAUCUGCUCAAGAACCAUAGCGCAAAAGCUACCUUUUUCGUGACUGGCAAUAAUCUCGGCAAGGGCCAAAUCAACGAUCCCAGCCUACCCUGGCCGGGCAUUAUCAGGCGAAUGAUUGCCGAGGGCCACCAAGUUGCCAGCCACACAUGGGCUCACCAGCGACUCACUGACCUUACCCCUGACCAAGUCCGGGACCAGAUGCUCUUCAACGAGGUGGCCUUUAACGACAUCCUGGGCUACUUUCCCACAUACAUGAGGCCGCCUUACUCGGCCAGCAACGCUCAAGUUGACUCCAUCCUCGGCGAUCUCGGCUACCACGUCACGUACUUCAACCUCGACACCGAGGGCUACCUUCACGACGACCCAAACACCAUCCAGCAGAGCAAGGACAUCUGGGAUGGCGCCGUCGAAGGAGCCAACACGGCCACCACCAAGUGGCUGCAGAUCGAGCACGACCCCGUCUGGCAGUCCGUCUACAACCUCACCGGAUACAUGCUCGAGUCACUCUUCCGCAACGGCUUCCGCUCCGUCACCGUCGGCGAGUGCCUCGGCGACCCGAGUGGCAACUGGUACCGCACAGGGACAUCGGGUCCGUCUACGUGUCCGUCUACGACAUCUGGGGCCCCGACGCCGACUCCCACGGUGGGCCUGCCCAGCACUGACGGCCGCUGCGGUGUCAACUUCAACGGCACGACGUGUGUCAACCAAGGCCCGGACAGGUGCUGCUCGCCGGGCGGCUGGUGCGUGCGGCGCCGCGAACGCGACUUCAAGCACGUCGUCAAGCCUGUCCUCGAGCUCAUCAUCGGCAUCGUCACCGACGACAACAACCAGCACCACGCCCACGGCCACGCCCACUGUCGGCCCGCCCAGCACCAAUGGCCGCUGCGGCAUCAACUUCAGUGGCAUGACGUGCGUCAAUCAAGGCUCGGAUAG
Purpureocillium lilacinum is the source of this 1308-nucleotide messenger RNA. NCBI's taxonomy places the organism in Eukaryota, Fungi, Ascomycota, Sordariomycetes, Hypocreales, Ophiocordycipitaceae. The record is from RefSeq and is a predicted model, not a curated record.